AGGAAGAGAAGAGGGAGGAGGAGUUUGGCUUGUCUGGCUUUCCUGCUAGAGCUGAGAAAGAUGCAGCUCUCUCUGGGAAACAUGAUCCCUUCUCUUUGGGAAGGAGCCUCCCUACAGAACCUCCUUCUGCUCUCUGCCAUCGUCCUGAUCCUGGCACAUUAUCUGCAGAGCAGGAGGAAACAUCUAAACUACCCCCCUGGCCCUCCGGGGCUGCCCAUAUUGGGCAACUUCCUCCAGAUGGACUUCAAAUCCCCUCAAAUCACCAUCCAAGAGCUUUGUAAGAAAUAUGGAAAUAUUUUCUGCAUAUAUUUGGGCAAUCUUUCUUUUAUGAUGGUUUCUGGAUUGCCACUGAUCAAGGAGGUUUUGCUUAACCAAGCCCAGGUGUUUAUAGAUCGACCUCAAGUUCCUGUCCACUCACAUGUAUUUAAGUCACUUGGCUUAAUAGUUUCUAAUGGUCAAGCAUGGAAACAACAAAGAAGAUUUGCCUUAAUGACCCUAAGGAACUUUGGUUUGGGAAAGAAGACUCUGGAAGAUCGGAUACGGGAGGAGGCCAGAUAUCUCAUUGAGGCUAUCAGGGAAGAAAAAGGACAGCCCUUUGACCCACACUAUGAGAUCAACAAUGCUGUUUCCAAUAUCAUCUGCUCCAUAACUUUUGGGCAUCGUUUUGAGUAUCAUGAUUCUCAGUUUCGGGAGCUGCUGAAGACUUUGGAGGAUAUUAUGAUGCUUGAAACCAAGUGGGAAUGUCAGUUCUUCAAUCUGUUUCCUUGGAUAAUGAAACAUCUACCAGGAACUCACCAGAAGCUGUUUAGAAAAUGGAAGAAAGUAGAAUCUUUUGUAGAAUGUGUAAUUAAACAACACAAAGAAGACCUGAACCCAGAGGAGCCUCAGGAUUUCAUUGAUGCUUACCUGAAGGAGCUGUCUAAGGAUAACAUCCAUUCUAGUUUUAAUGAAAAAAAUUUAGUCUUCUGCACCCUGGAUCUCUUCAUUGCUGGAACAGAGACAACUUCAACCACUCUGCGGUGGGCAAUGCUGUUUAUGGCCCUUUAUCCAGAGAUCCAAGGUAAAAUACAAACUGAGAUAGACGGGGUGAUUGGCCAAUCUCGGCAGCCCACUAUGGCUGACAAAGAGAAUAUGCCCUACACGAAUGCAGCUGUUCAUGAAGUUCAGAGAAUGGGUAAUAUUCUUCCUUUCAAUGUGCCCAGGAUGGCUGUGGUUGAUACCACAGUGGCAGGAUACCAUGUGCCAAAGGGAACCAUAGUGAUGACCAACUUGACUGCCUUGCACAGGGACCCCAAGGAGUGGGCUACCCCAGAAACUUUCAACCCGGAACAUUUUCUGGAGAAUGGUCAAUUUCAGAAAAGAGAGUCCUUUCUGCCUUUCUCAAUGGGAAAGAGGGUGUGCCUGGGAGAACAGCUGGCUCGGGCUGAGCUCUUCCUCUUCUUCACCAGCCUGCUCCAGAAGUUCACGUUCCAGCCUCCUCCAAACACCCAGCUGAGCCUGGACUUCCAAUACAGCACCACCAUGUCUCCUCUCCCCUACCAAAUCCGUGCCAUUCCUCGAGAGAUGUAGACCAAGUCAGGCCUGAGGCAUGAAGUCCGAGGGCCCAGGAAAUAAUCUGGAACCUCCUCAUUCUUCCUUUCCUUUGGAAUUUGAGUGAGAAAAGGGAGAGAAGUCAAGGAGGGAAAAAAGAGGAGAGAGACCAAGGAAGGGUAUCUUUGGCCCAAUGUGAACAUUCCCACUCUGAAAAAGAAGCAUGAAUACUAGCAAAAGGAAAGCAGAGUCCUUACUGGCUUUGAUCACAGCCCUGUCAUCUACUAGCUAGUUGAUUGGAGUCAAAUCCCUUGAAUCUGUCUCCUUUUUCAAAUAUAAACUGAGGAGGAAAUCUCUAAAGCUCCCCACCCAGAUCCUAAAUUUACAACACUGUGAUGCUCUCCAGGGGUCCUCAAACUUUUUAAACAGGGGGCCAGUUCACUGUCUCUCAGACUAUUGGAGGGUCAGACUAUAGUAAAAAGCAAAAACUUUGUUUUGUGGGCCUUUAAAUAAAGAAACUUCAUAGCCCUGGGUGAGGGGAUAAUUGUCCUUAGCUACUGCAUCUGGCCCGUGGCCGUAGUUUGAGGACUCCUGCGAGAACCAAUGCUAUUCUUUCUUUGACUCAAGCUGUAGAGCCAAACUUUGGUUAAUUAUUCCUCUCUCUCUUUUGCUUAUAACUCAUACAAUGGAUCUGGUUUUAGGAAAGGGAGCAGAAAGUUUAAAUCCUUAUGGAGUGUGAACUUGUAGGAAAAUAUUGUUUUCUUUAUAUCUUUGGAUUUACAGCAUCCAGUUCAGUGCCUAGCACAGAAAAGGAGCCCGAUAAAUAGUAACAAUUGUUUCAUCUCUAAAAAAAUUAAAUUAAAUUAAAAAAAAACAACUUAUUUUCACCCAUUAUUAGUCCAUUCAUUGAUGAACUGGGUUUCUCAUUCCUAUUAAAAGCCAUGUUAUUGAUGAUACAUCAUAAGCACUCCACUAUUAAUUAUACUUAUAUGAAGCUAAGAAUGCCCCCACCUUUGUUUUGCUUAUCUGUUAAAGUUCUUUUUAGGUUUCUUUGUUCUUGUCAGAGAUGUUUACACAAAACAGAUUUCCAUGCUAAAGAUGAAAAUAGCCCAGUCAAGCACAAAAUGUAAAUACCCAUGUGAAUCAGUAUGAUGAAUUUUUCUCAUUCAAAGUUUUUUAUUAUUUUUUCUAAUGUUCUUCCAUUAUACUCCUAAAAUUGCUUGCUGGGUCCAUAAUGAGGUCCUUGUACCAAAGGAAGUCACCAUGGAUCCAUUUUGUUGGCAAAUCGCUAGCCACUGCCAAUAAACUGAUUGUACUUGGAA
Molecule: messenger RNA, 2852 nt
Organism: Antechinus flavipes (yellow-footed antechinus)
Lineage: Eukaryota; Metazoa; Chordata; Mammalia; Dasyuromorphia; Dasyuridae
Product: cytochrome P450 2J4-like
Exons: 9
Coding region: 61-1569 (502 amino acids)
Biological process (GO): xenobiotic metabolic process
Cellular component (GO): intracellular membrane-bounded organelle; cytoplasm
Molecular function (GO): oxidoreductase activity, acting on paired donors, with incorporation or reduction of molecular oxygen, reduced flavin or flavoprotein as one donor, and incorporation of one atom of oxygen; heme binding; iron ion binding
Source: RefSeq, a predicted model, not a curated record